UGCGUGCUUAGGCCAGCUACUUCCGGUGCGACUGGCCUAGUAGUGUCCCGGUACCGGCAGCCGCCUGACCCCGCCAAUUAUCUCGCGCCUGCUGCUACCCUUGCGGCCACGCCAUGGAGCGCCUUGAUAAAGCGGCGCUGAACGCGCUGCAGCCGCCAGAGUUCAGAAAUGAAAACACUUUAGCUUCAACCCUCAAGACACUCCUGUUCUUCACAGCUUUAAUGAUCACAGUUCCUAUCGGGUUGUAUUUUACAACUAAAUCAUAUGUAUUCGAAGGUGCCCUUGGAAUGUCCAAUAGAGACAGCUACUUUUAUGCUGCAAUUGUUGCUGUUGUUGCUGUUCAUGUGGUUCUGGCCCUGUUUGUCUAUGUGGCCUGGAAUGAAGGCUCACGGCAGUGGCGUGAAGGCAAACAGGAUUAAAGUGAACAUCACCUUUUGAUAGCAUGAAAUUUAUUUUUAAAUAUGUUAAGUACUUCUGAGAUAUUGAUAAUGAAUACAUUUUCUUUGAAUAAAGUUGAAAGAACAUGUUAAAAUCAGUCUUAAGGAGUCAGUCGCAUGUGGCUAAAUUUUGACCCACCCAAUAAUAUGAUAUGGUCACUUUGAACUUUGAAUCUCCAUUUGCAAAUGAAAAUUUGGAAAAGUUAAAUAGGUACAAAUGUAUAUGUUAAGAGAGUUAUAUUUUAUCCUAGGAAGAAUUUGAUUACCUUAUAACAACAAAAAUGUAUAACGAUUUGCCUUAUACUUGCUUUUCAGUUUUAUUUCUUUGGGUAGAUUAAGAAAUGCUUAGUGAAGCAAAUCUAAAUUUCCUUUUUCACUGCAGGACUUCCUGAAAAAUACUCGGUCCUUGGAUUUGAGAUUCUAAUUUCCUGUGGAAAGUUCCCUAAAUUGUAGGCAGUAUAGUUAAUCUGAAUGUCACUGAGGAAGGAGAACUCUCACAUUCCAUUAUUUAAUGGGGAAAGUUGCUGAAAUCACACCCAUUCAUACGAAGAAUUUAGGGUUACGGAGGCAAAGAAUUGAGCUGACUGUCAGCAUUGUGAUUAUCAUGCUAACAUUGUGCUCUCAUUUUUCUUUGAAAUUAGGCUUCAGUUGCAGAGUUUAUCAAAAUCCUAUUUAAUAUGUUGUCCUACUUUAAAAUAGAUAGUAUAUAAUAAGUAUUAGAAUGCCAAGAUGUCCAGCUUUCACACAUGGAGAGUGUAUACAGUUUUGAAAACAUCAUAUUUCUUGGAGUUUUUGUUGAUCCUUUUUUUUUUUAAAUCAGUGCUAAGUUACAUCCUGUAUUUAUACAUAAUCCUUCAAGUCUUUUUUGACGAGAACACUCUUGCCCCAGAUAAAAAGCCCUGUUACCUUGCUUUGGUACCUUCAGUAUAUGGUCAGAUAAACCACUUGGUACUGUGCAUAUGCAAUUUAAAAUGCUAUUCUCCAAAUAUUUUUUUUUUUCUUAAAAGUUCAUAAUAUAUGCUCUGUAAAACACUGGGAAAAUACAUGUCACAAUUGGCCCGUAAUGUUACUACUUGCAGACCAUCGGUAGUUUAGUUCACAACUCCUGUUUCUUAAUGCUGGUUCCAAAUACACUACAACCUUGGUUUAAGUUUAGAGCUUGCCAACUCCACCAAAGAGCUGUUUGCAGUUUUCCCUAUACCUGAUAUUGCCCACUGUCUACCUUUAGUCUUCUCAAAUUCACAUUUCAAUGUUUUUAUCAUAAAUAAAAUUUUAAGAUAACUCAAUUUAAAUAUUAUAUAACGUGGAUAUAUCAAAACAUUACAUAGUACCCCAUAAGCAUGUAUGCUUUUUGUUUUUAUAUAUGAAUUAAAUGUAAUUGUAAAUAUGAAGAGCGUUCAAAUACCUGUUACUGAUAAUCCUAAUAUAAUGAGUGGCCCCUGCUUUAAUGUUUGCCAUUGUUGAUUUGUUUGUCUGCUGUUAUUUUUAUGCUGUGACUAGACUAGAGAAAUAGAGGUGAUUAGACAUAUAGAUAAUGUGUUUGUGUUACAUUAUCGCAAAAGCAAGAUUAAUGUAAUUAUUAAAGGAUUGUUCUUAAUUCUUAAAUUUAACUGUUGUAUGUAGUUUGUAUUUAAAAGUGAGUAUUCUAAAUAUAAGGGUCUUUAUUUUGUAAAGACUGCAAUUUUUAGUAUUAUGAUAGUUGAGUCUCAGACAUUAUGUACUAGAUUUCUAGGUGGUUCCCUUAUUAGGUGGCCUGUUGGAUUUAGAAUUGUCCACUCAGUUUCUUUUUAUAUAAUGCUAAGGUUUUUUUUUCUUGUACUGUUUGUAAAAUACACUGUCGGGUUAUUUUGUUUGAUUUCAAACAUUGCUAACUAAAUAAUGGUACAGGUCUUUUAAAGUAUUUUAACCGGGGGUACAUGUAAACACAUGUAAUUUUCCCUUGGGAAUAAAGUACAAUGUGUUGGAACAUUAAAAUCAAAUAUUCACAUUGGUACUUAGAAUUAUUAUAGAAUAGAUUUAUUUUCAAAGCUGUUCAUUCUUUCCUAGGAUUUUUGACUGCUCAUUCUUGAAUUUGCUGCUGUUAGCUAUGUCAGUGAAUGUGGUAUUUGACAUUUUUACAGAUAUCUAACUAGUUUCCUCUUGCACAAAGUACAUAUUUCAUAAUGUGUUAGAAGAAAAGUUAUAGUUAAUUGUUAAGUGUUUUCCGGCAGGAAUAUGUUCACUGAUGUUCAAAACCUGAUUGUAACAGUAAUCUCAAUUAGGGAGUAUAACUUGAAGUGUCAGUGCAAGCUACUGAUUUUACCACCUUUACUGUAACGCCACCUUCCUCACCUUCUGAUUUGCCUCCAAUAAUCUUUUUCCCGCAGUACUGAAACAAUGGAAGGUCUGCUGUAGGAUGCGAUUGAUAUCAUCCACUCUUCAAAUGACUGCUGUUUCACGUGCUACAUAGCAUUCUGGUUUGUGAUGAUAGUAAAGAAUUUUAAACCUGCUAUUCAACAGAACUGGGUGUUUCAUGGGAACCUAACAGUAAUUAUAAUAACUUGAAAGUUUACAUCAGAAAACUCAUACUGAGCCAGCUGUGGAGGCAGGAGCACGCCUAUAUUUCCAGUAUUUGGGAAGCAGUUGCAGGAGGAUUAGGAAUUCAAGGCUACCCUGAAUCAACAGUAACAAAAUUCUACAAAAACAAAGGACCAAUUUCACUUUAUCAAAAGAAACAGCCAAUGGGCUUGUCUUUAUUUUCACGUAUAUCUUAUGUAUACAGGAAAGUCAUACUAGUCAGUGAAAGUAUUUAGACAAGCAAGGUGCACCUAAGGAAAGCUAAAGCUGAAGGUAUAUGAGAGAAAGGAUUGAAAUCUUGAUUUACAUGUAACUACUAUAGCUCCAGACAGUUUCAUAUUUAGUGCCUAGGUAUAGUAAAUUUGUAGACUUGUUAGGCCCAUUUGAUAAUUGGUUCAAUGAUGGUACAGUAUUUGUCACUUAGGUUAAUGGCAGGUUUCUUUACUCUCAAGUCUUCUGUCAUUCACUAGUAAAAUAUACAACCAUUCAGAUUCUACUAGCUGUUAAAUUUAUUUUCACCAGGGUUGUGCUAGAGUGCACUUUAAUAACUUGACAGAACUUUUUUUUCAGGGGGAUGAAGUUACCUUAAAAAAUGAAUUACUCUCAGAGAUGUUGGGAACCUCCCCAUCAAAACCCUGUAAAUAGCAUAACCCUUUAUUCCGUAUGAAAGUCUGGAAUCUUUCCAUAUCGCUGCCGGCCACACUUAUAUCUGUGUUAAUUGCUAUGUGUGCUUGAAGUAUGUGUUCUUUUUAAGAUGUUCUGUAAGUCAUAUUGUCAGUUAUACAAUCUAGUCUUCCUUCCACGUUUGGUGAAGUCUCACUGAACAGGAAUAAUAGCAAUAGCUAACAACAUCUGCACAGCACCUUACAGUUUGCAAAGAACGUUCACAUAUUCUUGUCUGAGUUUUGCAUAGUGAACAUGUUACAGAGAUGUCUCUUGAUGUCAAUGUUGAGUGUUAGAAUUUUCAGUUACCAGUGUCACUGGCCAUGCUAUGGCCACUGACU
Messenger RNA from Chionomys nivalis (European snow vole), 3997 nucleotides. RefSeq names its product vacuolar ATPase assembly factor VMA21 (gene Vma21). Gene Ontology annotation, cellular component: endoplasmic reticulum membrane. Gene Ontology annotation, biological process: vacuolar proton-transporting V-type ATPase complex assembly. The coding region runs from base 114 to 419 and encodes 101 amino acids. The transcript is spliced from 3 exons. The record is from RefSeq and is a predicted model, not a curated record. Lineage: Eukaryota; Metazoa; Chordata; Mammalia; Rodentia; Cricetidae.